AUGGCACACCAAUACACGCUCCCACCCCUCCCCUACCCCUACAAUGCCCUUGAACCCUACAUCUCCCAACAGAUCAUGGAGCUGCACCACAAAAAGCACCAUCAAACCUACGUCAAUGGCCUGAACGCCGCGCUCGAUGCGCAGAAGAGAGCCGCGGAGGCCAACGACGUUCCCAAGCUCGUCUCCGUGCAGCAGGCGAUCAAAUUCAACGGCGGUGGCCACAUCAACCACUCCCUCUUCUGGAAGAAUCUGGCCCCGGAGCAAUCCGGGGGGGGCAAGAUCGAUCAGGCACCGGCCCUCAAGGCGGCCAUCGAGCAGCGCUGGGGAUCCUUCGAUAAGUUUAAGGAUGCGUUCAACACGACCCUGCUGGGCAUUCAGGGCAGCGGAUGGGGUUGGUUGGUGACCGACGGACCCAAGGGAAAGCUGGACAUUACCACGACCCACGACCAGGAUCCGGUGACGGGGGCGGCGCCCGUCUUUGGGGUGGAUAUGUGGGAGCAUGCUUACUACCUCCAGUACUUGAACGACAAAGCCUCGUAUGCCAGGGGCAUCUGGAACGUGAUCAACUGGGCUGAAGCGGAGGAUCGGUACAUAGCGGGUGACAAGGGUGGACACCCAUUCUUGAAGCUAUAG
Molecule: messenger RNA, 633 nt
Organism: Aspergillus lentulus
Lineage: Eukaryota; Fungi; Ascomycota; Eurotiomycetes; Eurotiales; Aspergillaceae
Product: superoxide dismutase
Biological process (GO): superoxide metabolic process
Cellular component (GO): mitochondrion
Molecular function (GO): superoxide dismutase activity; manganese ion binding
Source: RefSeq, a predicted model, not a curated record